CUCCUCUCCUCGUGUGUUGAUCCUAAGACGUCAUAAGUAAGCGACGACUCUGUCCGAACGUUCCGGUUGCUAUGCUAACGACUGACAGACGAAGGAGUUUGGACUUGCCCAGCGGUGUGUGGCAGUUGUGAGAGCACAGAGGGAUCUGAGUGAAAGGCUGAAAGAUGGUCUGAUGGACCGCCGCUUCUUCCUGACCCUCCUCUUCUGCUCUGUGUCGUGGAUCUUGUUCUGGGAAGUACGGUGGAAGAAAAGAAAAGAAGGUCAAAUUGAGGAAUGGCUCCAAGUACAUAGCCUUUCUCAAUACAGUCACUUAUUUGAAGAUGUGCAGACACUGGAGGAACUGAGUCUGAGCGCGCUGAGUCGUUUGGAGGAAGUGGUGAAAGAGCAGCAGCACUGGAGGGAAAUUGCAGAAGCUCAUAUCAAGCUGCUUCGAGACUUUGCCUUCCAGGAGUGGCUUAGCUCACAGAACCUAGAGCACUACCACCAAAUACUGAAAACCUUGGGUUGUAUGAAUCUGGAUGACCUGUCUCGAUUCGACAGUCAGCUGCAGCUGUCUUUAGCUGCCUGGGGUUACUACUACGACGACUACAUAAAGCUGUCCACAGGCAUCAGGAUUCUGCAGACCUCUAGAGGGAGUCGAGACCAGGACUACGAGAUCCGGCUGGUGCGCAGCCUUGCUGAGAGGCGCUUGAAUGAGAAGUGGUCAACUGCGGGAGCUCUCCUUUUUGGCUGUACUGUGGCACUGUGCUUUUUGAUAAGGGACCUCAUGUUUUACGUGAUUGGUGGAAUUACUGUUUCCAUCAUAGCGUUUUUCUUUACCAUCAAGUUCCUCUGUGAGCUCGCAGCUAGGGUCGUUAGCUUCCUACAGAAUGAGGAUCCUGGAAGAAGAGGCGACCGCAGCAUCUAUGACUAUGUCCGCGGCAACUACCUGGACCCUCGUUCCUGUAAGGUGUCGUGGGACUGGAAGGAACCACAGGAAGUCGGACAGACGAUGACCUUUAGAGUUCAGCUUUUUUACAAAAAUGGUCAACCUUUCCCUGCACAUCGGCCUGUGGGUCUGAGGGUGAACAUCACCCACAUCGAACUGGCUGUGGACAUCCCGGUCACCCAGGAGGUUCUGCAAGAGCCGGAGUCCAACGUUGUGAAAGUGGCCUUCACAGUGCGCAAAGCUGGACGCUACGAGGUUGCUGUAAAGCUGGGUGGCCUCAAUGUGGCCUACAGUCCUUAUUACAAGAUAUUCCAACCAGGUACAGUUGUUCCAUCUAAAACCAAGAUAGCCUACCAUUUCUCCACCCUGGUGCUAACAAAUGGCCAGCAGCACACUUUGCAAAUUGAACCCAGGGACGAGUAUGGAAACCCCACCAGUAACUCCACGUCUCUUACAGACGAAGAAAACUACAGUGUCCAUAUUCACUCUGUUGGUACUGUGGACGAUGACAGCUCAGAUGAUUUCUACAGUAAGUCAGUUUCACUCAACAAGCAGCAGUGCCAGGUUUUGCUGAGACUCACCCUGAGGAAGACGGGUUGUUUCAGAGCUCGGAUAUCUUACAAGGAUCAGCCGCUCAGCAACGGGGAGUUUGACAUAAUUGUUCUCAGUGAGAAUGAGAAGUCCUGCGUGGAGAAAAACGUGUCCACUCCAGGGAUUAGCAUCUACUUUGAGGCGUAUCUUUACACCAAUGGCAACUACAGCAGUUCAUCGUGGCAGUUACCAGCCUCCGCUCUGCUAGCUCCUCAGAGGAGGCCCUCUAUGGGCGAGGAGGAUGAGGAGCAUGACUCUCCUGUGGAGGGACAACCAGAGAAGGUGAAGAAACCAAAAAAAGUCUACUGCUACAUAUCGCCAAAGCAACUAUCUGUAAAGGAGUUCUACCUGAAAAUUAUUCCAUGGCGCCUUUUCACCUUUCGAGUAUGUCCAGGAACCAAGUUUACCUAUCAUCCUCCAGACCCAGUUCAUAAGUAUUUAACUCUUGUGGUGGACGACGGGAUACAACCUCCUGUGGAGCUCAGCUGUAAAGACAGGAACAUCAUGGCUGCCACCUUCACUCGCUUCCUGCACAAAAACAUUGGCGGCUCUGAGACCUUUCAAGAUAAGGUAAACUUCUUUCAACGUGAACUCAGGCACAUUCAUUCCAAGAAACCUCGCACCAAAACCUGCCUAAAAAUCGCUCGACAUGCUAUUCUCGAGACAUCGUUAAAGGUUACAAGGAACUUCUCUGUGUCAGACUGGAGUAAAAACUUUGAAGUUGUGUUUCAGGAUGAGGAAGCUCUUGAUUGGGGUGGGCCUCGCAGGGAGUGGUUUGAGUUGAUUUGUAAGGCCCUCUUUGACACAUCCAACCAGCUGUUUACUCGUUUCAGUGAAAAUAACCAGGGCCUUGUGCACCCAAAUGCUGACAGGCCGGCUCACUUACGCCUGAAGAUGUACGAGUUUGCUGGUCGAGUAGUCGGAAAAUGUUUGUAUGAAUCCGCUCUGGGCGGAGCCUACAAGCAGCUGGUCCGAGCUCGCUUUACGCGUUCCUUCCUGGCCCAGAUCAUUGGCCUUAGGAUGAACUACAAGUACUUCGAGACAGACGACCAGGAGUUCUACAAAACUAAGGUCUGCUUUAUCCUAAACAAUGACGUGAGUGAAAUGGACCUGGUGUUUGCUGAGGAGAAGUACAAGUCAGGCCAGCUGGAAAAGGUGGUGGAGCUGAUUGCAGGAGGAGCCCAGAUCACCGUCACCAAUGACAACAAGAUUCAUUACCUUAACCUGCUCGCUCAGUACAGACUAGCCAGCCAGGUGCGGGAUGAGGUGGAACAUUUCCUGAAAGGUUUAAAUGAACUAGUUCCAGAGAAUCUGUUGGCCAUAUUUGACGAGAAUGAGUUGGAGUUGUUGAUGUGUGGAACGGGUAAUAUAAACGUGCAGGACUUCAAAGCCCAUGCUGUGAUUGUCGGAGGAUCAUGGCACUUCAGAGAGAAAGUCAUGAAGUGGUUCUGGGCGGUGGUGUCCAGUUUCACCCAGGAAGAGCUGGCUCGUCUGCUGCAGUUCACCACCGGCUCCUCUCAGCUUCCCCCUGGAGGAUUCAACACACUCUGCCCCUCAUUCCAGAUCAUUGCAGCCCCUACACACAGCACAUUGCCCACUGCACACACCUGUUUUAACCAGCUGUGCCUCCCUACCUACGACUCCUACGAGGAGCUGCACAAGAUGCUGAAGCUGGCCAUCAGCGAGGGCAGCGAAGGCUUCGGUAUGCUCUGACUCCUCCAUCACUGUGGCUCCACUCAUUCACAUGAAGACCAGCACUGCUUCACUGCCCCGGUUUCCUGCAUUCAUUACCAUCCAACAGCCCCAACAUCUCAGCGGUCCCAGUGUGUCUCCGUCAGGAGGAGAGAGAUAUUCAGGAAGUCCUGUUAAACUGAGGGGAAAAAACUGUGGCUUCAGUCAUAUGAACCCUGUUGCUACUUACUCUAUGUAUAUACAAUUGAAUUUAGAAAUAGAAACUGGGGGAAAUCGGUGAGAUUGGGAAUAGUUUUAUUUCUGCUUCCCAGAGUUUGCUUAGCUUUAUGCGCUUUGAAAGACAUGAUACAGGAACAAAGGCCUUGAGUUUUAUUGUAUAAUAACUGCUUCUUUUGCAUUUUGCAAACAGAGGAACACUUUAAGUGCAACAGCAGCCUCUACAUGCUGUGGGUUAUUCAUCUGCAGCACUUUGGCCUUAAUCGAUCAGGGACUGAUAUGUGUUUUAUGUAAAUAUAUGAGCUCAUUCUUUUAAUUCAGAACCUGUACAGAGUAAUGUGUGUGUAUAGACAUUUUCUUUUGAUGUGUCAUUUAAGGAGAAGGGAUUUAAUUGUUGCUGCAUGUAUGCUAGAAUUGUAUAUUUUUUGUUUGUUUUACUUGCUUGCUGGAUGUGAAGGAGUUUUAAAGGAAGCCAAGUAGUUUCUAUUUUCUGUUUUUACCUUUUUGAGUUUUGGGAGAGUAGUUUGUUGACCCAUGUUUAACAACCUGCCUUAUCCAGUCCCUUUGCCUCUGAUUGUAACCAGACAGUUGUUCUGGUGAGGGAAACAUAUGUGACAGUAACAAAAUAUGAAUGAAGGAAGUUUUUGUCCAAUCCCUAAGUAAGAUUUAUUUGAUUUUUUUUUCUUUGUAAGUCACUGUCUUUCAUGUGUUUACCUCAGGAUGUCCUCUGACACCUAUGCAUUAACUGCUCCGCAAGUUUCCACCCUCACUUUAACACUUGUAGCCAUUUAUUUUUGCAUUCUGGUUAAUUUGUUGGAAAGCUUUGUACUUUUGGGGAGUAUAUGUUGUUGUUUUUUUUGUUAAGUUAUUGUGAAACUAUUUAUUUUAAUGCUUUGAGAGUUGUCGGUACUCUGAGCCAAUGGAUGUUAUUGGUUUGAUUUUUCUGUGCGUAGUUGUUGCAUUUGUUGCUGUUAAAGAGUUUACAUUAUCAUUAGUCAUUUUUGUAAUAAUAUGCCUGCAAGGGUGUUUGUACUGCAUUAAGUCCACUGAGGAUUUUUUUUUAAUUUCAAUAUUUUUAAUGUUGUGCAUAAUUCCCACAUACAGACUAAUGAAGUUUUACUCUUUGUUGGCUCUGAAUUCAGUUUUUCUUCUGAGAGAUUGAGCUUUUCAGAUGGCAAAGACAGAGUAAUUUUUUUAUUUUUAUUUUUUUAGCUGGACUUUUGAAACAAUAUUUACAGAUUUGUUCUUCUUUGGGUUGUGCAAUGUUUAGAAGAGAGGUGAGAACUGAAAUGUGAAUAUUUAAACAGGGCAACAUUUCAGUAUGAACACCGAUGGCUGAAAACAUUUCUUUGUAUGGAAACGAGAGGUUUAAGCAUUACUCGUGUCAUAUGAAGCUACUGAACAACAGUGAACAAGGUUUGCUUUGUUGUUUUUAAUAUUUUUGUUUAUGGUUUAACUUUUCUAGUGAAUAUAAUGCUUGAAUGGGCUUCUGGGUGAGAUGGCCUGAGAGUGACUUGUACUGAUGUAUAUAUUGUGAAUUUGGGGUGUACUACUUCUGUUUUUCCUUUUCUAAGACAAGCCUCUGCGGAUGAAUGUUCAAAGAUUGUCUGGACAACAGGUCCCUCAUGUAUUGAAAUAAAAAUAUUGGGAUAAAUUAA
Messenger RNA from Gambusia affinis (western mosquitofish), 5085 nucleotides. It is a transcript of the gene arel1, whose product is annotated as apoptosis resistant E3 ubiquitin protein ligase 1. Lineage: Eukaryota; Metazoa; Chordata; Actinopteri; Cyprinodontiformes; Poeciliidae. Gene Ontology annotation, molecular function: ubiquitin-protein transferase activity. The transcript is spliced from 22 exons. The record is from RefSeq and is a predicted model, not a curated record. Gene Ontology annotation, biological process: positive regulation of protein catabolic process; protein polyubiquitination; proteasome-mediated ubiquitin-dependent protein catabolic process. The coding region runs from base 173 to 3232 and encodes 1019 amino acids.